AAAAAGCAGCUAUUUUGUUCUCAAUAUAUUGUUUGACUCAAUUGGGCCUUUUGAUUGGUUAGGUAUUGCUUUGUUCAGAAUAUUGUUUUUAGUUUUAUGUAUUGAAAUAUUAUUGUCAUUCAUUUGGUCAUCUAAUUAGGAAUUAUUAUUCCCCUUAUGUAAAUUGCGUUUUUAAUAAAUGCCUUUGUGUUUGGUAGUGCCAUUUAUUUAUUUGAUUUGUCGUAUUAAUAUUUUGUAAUUCUGAUACUGAGUGUGGAUAGUGUGAUAAACGAUGACUUCUCUCUCUCAUGUUGUUUGCUUGCCCUGAGUUAAUGAUUUUGACUACUGGUUGACUUAAAGAAUUGAAAUGUUCUUCAAAGUACAGAUUUUAACGAGGUUGCAUUCAAAUCAUUAGCAUAUUUAUCUUUUCAAUAUGCCGUUAAUACAAAUAACUCAUGGGAGAGUAUCAAAGGUCUGUAAGAAUUCUGCAACCAUGUAAAAAUGGCAGACAAAUCACACAUAUAAAAAUGUUCUCCUAGGUGUCGGGGGUGGCAAUGGCCACCCCCGACCACCACCUAGCACCGCCCCUAGAGAGGAACAAGGACGACGGGCUUUCGGAGCGCCCGGUUCCCCGGCGGUGAGUCUUUCUCUCCGUCUUCUCAGGGUCAGUUUUUAAUGCGUGUUGUGGUCGGAAGAGGGCGAAGUGCGUUUGAGGCUCCCAACUGGAUCAUCGCCUGCAGAAAAUAUAUAAAUAUAACAAUAACCUCCUCCCUCCCUCCUCCUGGUUUGGAUUCAGUCUGCAAGCAGGAGAGGACGCCGCCGCAGACAGACAUCCUUCCUCCAUCCUCCGCGGAGACUCCAAGAAACGUCGGGAAGGGGUUUGCGAGGAGACGACCGAGGAAGGGGGAGGAGGGGGCUUCCUUCUUUGGAUUUUACCCGGGGGUGAAGGAGGAAAAAAAAUAAAACAAGGGAGUAUUAGAAGAUCCCACAAGUGGCCGAGCGAUGGUUUAGCGUUGCCACCGGUUCGAAUCUUUGCCGCCCGCACGACCUGCCAGCAAAAAUCCAUCAUCCCAUCCACAUCGGGGGACGCGACCUGGAGGGAGAUGGAGGCUAUCUUCCGGAUGGCGUUGCUGCUGCACGUCGGCCUCGCCAUCGCGGCGGCGGUGCACGGAGGCGGCGCGGCGCAACUCGGCGGCCACCGGCUGGCGCACCUCCGCGGCGACAACGAGGAGCGCCAGCGCCUCCCCGCCGCGGUCGCCGACUUCCUGCAUACGGGCGACUCGAGCGCCCUGGAGCAGGCCAAUUGCUCGCGCAGGUUCGAGCUGCUGCGCGGGGGGAGGUCACCUGAGAACCCGCAUCGCUCCGCGCUGGAUGCGGUGCUGCACGCCGCCAACUUCCUCAGCUUGGUGCUGCAAGCCAACAGGUCCAGGGAGCAGAGCGUGCGGCGAGACGUGGAGUGGUACCAUGCCCUGGUGCGGAGCCUCCUCCUCGGGGAGCAGAAGAUCCACCGGGCUGUGGUCGCCUUCUCAUCGGACGGGCCCGGGGUGCACCUCCAGGCCACCAGGGCCGGAGGUGAGAUCGUACUCCGGGACCUCUCCGGCCUGCACAACCGCUCGAGGGACGGCGAGUGGUACCACGGCGUCAAGCACAGGAGGAAGACCACCUUCCAGAAGAAGAUGCUGAGCCAGGAUUUCGCAGCCGUGCACAACUCCCUGAGGAGAGGUGAAAGUUUGAUCCCGGACAAGACUCACGUCAAGUGGUCGGCGCCAUACCUGGAGUGCGACAAUGGGAACUUUGUCCCUCGCUGGUUGUUGACAUUGUCGGCUGCGUUCUAUGGUCUCAGGCCUAACAUGGCUCCGGAGUUCAGGGGCGUGGUGCGAGUGGACAUUAAUCUCCAGGAUGUUGAUAUCGACCAGUGCGCCACUGAUGGCUGGUUUGCUGGAACCCACGGCUGCAACCUGACCACUAUGGAGUGCUUGCCGACGCGUGGCCACGGCUUCGUCCUGGACAAGUACAAGUGUCACUGCAAAAAAGGCUUCUACCACCCCAACCGAUUGGCCGUCACUGGGGCUGGCGGGAGGGACAGUGGGCCAAACAUGGACGAGUCACCCUCCAGCGACUGCCUGCCAUGCCGGCCGGGCUGCGCCUACUGCAAGGACGACACGCCGUGCGCGGCCGGCAAGGACGAAACGCUGCGCACCGCCGUCAUCUCCUUCCAAAGCCUCUGCGUCCUGGUGGUCUUCGUCAGCAUGAUGCUGGUGUACCACUUCCGAAGGAACAAGAGUAUCCGAGCGUCGGGGCUCGUCCUGCUGGAGGCCAUCUUGUGCGGAACGCUGCUUCUCUAUUUCCCGGUGGGCAUCCUCUACUUCCAGCCCAGUGUGUUCCGCUGCAUCCUGCUGCGCUGGGUUCGACUGCUGGGCUACGCCACCGUCUACGGAACACUCACCCUCAAGUUGUACAGCCUCACCCACAUUGGAGCGCACCGUAAACCAAACAAUAUGGUCCUGAAGGUUUUCCUGUCGCGCACGGCUCAGAGGAUUCCCUACCUGACCAGCUGGCGGGUUCUGCGUCUGCUGGCCAUCAUCCUCCUGAUAGUCUGCUGGUUCCUGGUAGCCUGGACGUCGGCCGUGUGCCAAGUCGCCGACAGAAAGUUGGCGCUGAUCGACGUUGGCUACACGCCCAACGGACUGCAGUUCAGCAUGUGCCUGCUGGAUCGAUGGGACUACAUGAUGGCCGUCGCCGAGUUCCUGUUCCUGCUGUGGGCGGUGUACCUGUGCUACGCUGUGAGGACGGUGCCGUCCGCCUUCCACGAGCCUCGCUACAUGGCCAUCGCCGUCCACAACGAGCUCAUCCUGUCGGCCAUCUUCUACGUCAUCAGGUUCACGCUGGCUCCGGAGCUCCAUCCCGACUGGAUGCUUCUGCUCUUCUUCACGCACACGCACCUGACCGUUACGGUCACGCUGGGCCUGCUGCUCAUUCCUAAGUUCCUGUUCGCGGGCACGCAAAUGCGAGACGACAUUGCCUCGGAGGCGUACGAGGACGAGCUGGACAUGGGUCGCUCGGGCUCCUACCUGAACAGCAGCAUCACGUCGGCGUGGAGCGAACACAGCCUGGACCCUGAAGACAUUCGGACGCCAGAGGAAACGGGCCCUCUCAGUUCUAUUAAUGGCUGUGGCGUAAGAUCAUGCGACAGUCUUUGGGAAAAACGUACCAACGAGGAGCUGAAGAAACUCUACUCCCAGCUGGAGAUUUACAAGAGGAAGAAGAUGCUGGCCAACAACCCCCACCUGCAGAAGAAGCGAAGCUCCAAAAAGGGCCUGGGACGCUCCCUGAUGAGACGCAUCACCGAGAUCCCCGAGUCGGUGCACCGCCAGUGCAGCCGUGAGGAAAAGGACGGCGGGGAGCACGGCAGCAAUCGGAACAGCAUCUGCGUUCUGAAGAAAAACCCCUUCGAUCAAACGCACCCCGCCAAACAGGCCAAGGAAGAGACCCCGAAAAACAAGGUGUUCUCCUUGAAGAAGUCACACAGUAGCUACGAUCACGUCCGAGACCCGAGCGAAGACUCGAGCAGCUCGGCGACGGACAAGACGGAGGUGAGUGCCAUGGAAGGCUCCCUGCUGGAUGCCCUGAUGGGCAAAAAACUGGUCAAGAAAAAGUCCCGGGAGAACCUCAACGCCCCCAGCGAGUCCACGGAGUCAGUGCCUCUGGUCUGUAAAUCGGCCAGCGCCCACAACCUGACCGCCGACAAGAAACCCCUCCACCCUCGAGCCUCAAUGCUGCAGAAAUCCCUCAGCGUCAUCGCCACCGCCAAGGAGAAGACGCUGGGCUUGGCCGGAAAAACCCAAAGUGCCGAGGACGGUCCCAAGAAGGCUCAGCCGAGAAGCAAAGAUGAGAGCGAAUCCAAGAACCUCAGUGCCAAAAGCAGAAACGUCAAACAACCCGCCGUCUCCUCCGAUCCGGUCAAGGGGAAAGACCUUUACAAUGUCUCCGAGGUGUGUCCCUGGGAGGUGGAAGACCUCCCGACACCUUCGGAGAACAAGGUCCAAAAACAUGUGUCGAUAGCGCCGGAAGAAACCACCACGGUACACGGGGGCAACAUCAAGGGAGGCAAAGCCCAAAAGCAGACGCUCUCGGAUCCCAAUUCCUCCGGCAUCAAACAUUCCAAGGAAGCUCAGUGGACCAACACCGCAAGAGCGGACGUCUGUCCUUGGGAGGCGGGAGGAACCGAGAGCCAAAGCGGUCCGGCUUUCAGUCCAAAUAAGACAGACGGGGAACCUCCGUCCAAAGCGGAAAACGCCAAAAGCAACCGGGCCGAGGUUUGUCCUUGGGACUUUGGAGAGCCAACGGUAGGGAUUUUUCCCGCAAUGACUGUGUACACUCCAGGAAGGAACACAAUCCCAGAUGUCUCCAAGACGGCUAGCUCGCUUAAAGUCGAAGUUUGCCCGUGGGACAAUCCUGCGUCCCCUAGUUCUGAGGGCAUGCCCAGCCCAUCUCGGAGUUCCAAACCCAAGGAAUCCCCUUCCAAAAAGAAGGGAAGCCGAUCCACGCGGACGCUUGAGAAGGACAAAUCAAAAGAUGGCCAAGGCGAGAAGAGUCGAACGACAGCCAAGGACAAGAGUAAAUCUCCCGAGAAACGACAGAAAUUAGCCGAGGUUUGUCCCUGGGACGCCGACGGUCAUCAGGAGGCGGCCGUCGUCGAGAAACGCAAAAGCGCAAACGUCGGGGCGGCCAAAGUCAAGAAGGCUGAGGUUUGUCCGUGGGACUUUGAAGACGUGUCGGAGAAAAGCGGCUCGGACAAAUCCGCCGCAGCCAGGAGGAGCAAUCCCGAUCCGGCGAAGAAGGCCGACGUUUGUCCCUGGGACUUUGACGAUAAGACGGCGUGACACUCAGCCUGAACGGACCAGUGAUGCCCUCCGAGGGUGGCACGGGUGGUCAUCUGACCUUUGACUCUUCGUAGGUGACUUACAAAAAAAAAAAAGUCAAUUCUGUUCCACGAGUUGCCUUCCUUAACGACGUUCGGUUCCUGUUUUGCGUACUUUUGACGACCACACCUUUUACAAACGACACCGAUGAGCAUUCCAGACGAUCGCAGGGAAAUCCUGAAUCCUACUCGUAGACCAAUUAUGCAAGUUUCCAUUCUUCACCGAAGCAGUUUUGUGUGUCUGUACCCGAAUCAGAGGAGUUGUUUUAUGAAGUCACAGAGGAAUUACGAAAGCUCAAGAAGAUUCAAGGCCGCACAGAGGCACGUCGGUGUUCAGCGUUUCGGAAUCCAGUCACGUCUAAAGCACUUUAGCCAACUCCAUUCACCGACUCUUCAUCUUCUCACAUCCUUUCUUCUCUUCUAGUUUGCUAUCGAUUCGAUUGACGUUCUGAUGUACUGUAUGUGCCUAAAGUGAGGAACUAGCCUCCUCGCCUCAUCCUUCGUCCCGACGCCAUCGCGAGCCAGCGGCGUCCUGCUCGGCAACAAACAUCAAUAAUCGUGUCCUGCUAUGCCAACCUAAAACACUAAACAUCCACGGGAUCGUGUUCAACGCAAACAUACCUUUAUUUAUUGUAUUUAUUUAUUUUUUUGACGUCUUGCGAAGAAGAAGCAGCACUGCCAUGUUGACUUGUACUGCCCCGGCGAUCACCGGCCAGCCGUACGUUUUUAAAAAGAAGUUGCCCUAUUUUGGAAAUGCGUCGUCAUUGGUUUGAUUUCGACGCUUGAGAUUUGCUGUCUGACGUUGAACUUCGAUGGACCGCCAUCGACGUUUGAAAAUAAAUAACUAAAUGCAUGGUCAACAGUUAGAAAUUAUUUCAAAUAUAUAACGCCGUGUUUCCAGAUGAGAGCGACAACACGUAAUAACGCCGCGGUAUUUCGUCUUUCACAUCCUGGGAGGGUAGACGUAGACGUCGACUUCCCUUGUAGCGCGUCAUCCACCAAUCAGACCGAAGAACCCCGUUGUCAAUCAAAAUCUGACCACGCCUCCUCUUGCUACCACUACUACUCCUACUAUUACGAGUACUACUACUACUACUACUACUCUUACUAUACAAUGCUGUAACGUCGUAAAUCUUGUGGCUUCUGCAUGAAUUCGAGAAAUUAGUCGGACCAAUGUUUCACUGCCCUGGAUAGAAAAAAAAGAUGUUUAUGGACUGUUACGAGUUGUAUAGUGAGUGACUGUGUCUCUGACCCACUGUAUUAUGUGCUUGUUGUGACGACGACAAGCUUAUAGCAUCCAUAUAUGGCAAAACUUUGGUAGAUUUCUAUUGUGUUCUUAUUGUGAUAGCAUGUACAGGAAAGAAAAAAAAGAUUACCUCCUCUGCAAUAAAUAUUUAUAUGAAAAAAAACAA
Molecule: messenger RNA, 6312 nt
Organism: Hippocampus zosterae (dwarf seahorse)
Lineage: Eukaryota; Metazoa; Chordata; Actinopteri; Syngnathiformes; Syngnathidae
Gene: gpr158a
Product: G protein-coupled receptor 158a
Exons: 14
Coding region: 1083-4862 (1259 amino acids)
Biological process (GO): G protein-coupled receptor signaling pathway
Cellular component (GO): membrane
Molecular function (GO): G protein-coupled receptor activity
Source: RefSeq, a predicted model, not a curated record